AUGGGUGCAGGCAACUACGACAUUCCCCGUAGCCCCGUCGAGGUCAACGCACAAGAGCGCAAUGCUCUUCCGCAAUACGGCUUCGGCUCCGAGGUCAGCUUCGAUCCGCUUGUCGACAGCAACCCCUUCCUCUUCCGUCUGCACACACCCAAGGAGCCCUCCCCAUUCUAUGAUGCCACGGAGCCUUACUUCGUUGCUCAAGCCUUCGCCGACGACGUCUCGGAGUCUGCUUUCCGCUCCACCAAGAUCUCGCCCUAUCGCCCGCCCGCCUCUUACUCAUACGCCGAUGUCUCCCGGCACAUGGACUGGACGACGCGCUCCUCAUCACCCUUUGUCACAGCGUCCUUCAGCUUCGCCUGGGCGGUCUACGAGGCGACCAGACGGUAUCACCACGGCAUGAAGCACUCUAUCGAAAUCGCUGUUAUCGAUGCGAAGGCGUUGAGUGGGCGAGCGGUCACCGCCGCGGAGCUUCUCAGGAAGGCUACUCCGGAAGAACGUCACAAGGACCACUGGAAGUGGUAUCGAUACGCGCUCGAGGCCCAGGACGUGCUCAUCUGGGGCUACGUUCCCGGCUCGGCCGUCCUCGCCUCGAUUCCGCUCACGCAGAUCCUCCCACGACUCCCGUCCUACUUCCUUGCUCCGGACCCGUCGCACAUCAAGGAGACGCCCAUCAGCCGCGUUGGUUGGGCAUACGACCAGAAGAAGUACACCUACCGCACCUUCUGCCAAGACAUGUCGGAGCACUUCCUACGCCUCCCCGUCGAUCGCCGCAUACGUGACACCUCGGCCGGCGCGGUGCGCCUCGCAAUCGCGUUUCUCCGCCCAUGGUUCCACAAAAUGGCGACGGACGACUUCACGACCGCGACUGCGACCGCGUGCGUCCUCGCGCAGAUGGUCUCCCGCUGGCCCGGACUUUGGUGGGCGCGGGAGCACCCCGAAACGGUGGACCUCAUUCGCUGCCUGGUGCACAUCGUGGGCGAGGAGGCGCGCGAGGCGCGACGGACGCAGGCGCUCGCGGACGCGGGUCGCAUGCAAGACAUCGUCGGCGGGCUCGAGACGCUCGCGCGGUCGUUCACACCUUCGCGGCCCCGGCACCGAUCGAUUUCCUCGUUCUCGAUCCCGUCCGUUUCGUCGACGGCGUCGGUCGCGGACGAGGAUGAGACGCUCUUCGACCGCGACUUUGUGCUCAAGGCUGGCCGCGCGGCGUCGGAACGAUACCGGAUGUCCAUCGCGUCGCUCAAGCCGCGCGUCUUCUCCCCACCCCCGCCACCGGAUGUCCCUGAGGCCUCUUCAUCGAAGCUCCUGCCUUCUGAGAGGGCGAAGGAGAAGGCGCCUGCGCCCGCAGAGCCGAUAGUGAAGACCCCAAGCGCCUCAAGCGUGCUUCUCGAGCAGGCAAGUUCCCGCCUGACAUCCGCCGUCUCGUCGCUCUUCCACUCAGCGUCGUCCGCGACGGCCCCCGCGACGACCUCCGCGACCGCACCAAGACAAGGUGACGAACCCACGCUCGACUACUACGCGCGCACGGCAAGCGCGCUCCUCACGGGCUUCUUCCUCGGCACAUUCCUCACGCUCUGCGUGCUCUCACCCCACCGCCGCGAGAUCGCAAACCACUGGACGUGA
Molecule: messenger RNA, 1620 nt
Organism: Epithele typhae
Lineage: Eukaryota; Fungi; Basidiomycota; Agaricomycetes; Polyporales; Epitheliaceae
Exons: 3
Coding region: 1-1620 (539 amino acids)
Source: RefSeq, a predicted model, not a curated record